Molecule: messenger RNA, 3312 nt
Organism: Formica exsecta
Lineage: Eukaryota; Metazoa; Arthropoda; Insecta; Hymenoptera; Formicidae
Gene: KCNQ
Product: potassium voltage-gated channel subfamily KQT member 1
Exons: 16
Coding region: 1-2574 (857 amino acids)
Biological process (GO): potassium ion transport; transmembrane transport
Cellular component (GO): membrane
Molecular function (GO): voltage-gated potassium channel activity
Source: RefSeq, a predicted model, not a curated record
AUGCUGCACGCUGUUAUGCUAGGUAGCGGUCCAGGACGGGGGAGACGCGAGUGGUAUCCAGGAUUUUAUCUUCAACGUCGUCGUAUCGGCUGCAGGAUGAAUCGCGGCGAGCAGGAGACGCUCUUUCGGCAGAGUCGGCAGAUCACGCGGAUUGUACCCCCCCGCGAGGACCUCGUUUUGAGCGUUCUCAAGUCGCCGAUCAAUCAACAGCAACAGCAGCAACAGCAACACCAGCAACAGCAACAGCAGCAACAGCAGCAACAGCAGCAACAGCAACAGCAACAACAGCAACAACGACAGCAGUUUCGGCAUCCGUAUCAGUCACAAAGCCAGAGUCACUUUAACUGCCAAAGUCAUCCAAAUAAUAAGAAGUGCAAUCAUUCAGGUGACGCGUACAACAACGAGAGUCUUCCACGAAGCAAGGACCAAUGCUCUAGGCACGCGGAAAAGCGGUGCAGCGCCACGGCCGCCUACGCUGCCCUUCAAGGCAGCGAGGACGAGCUCGUGGCCGAGCAGGGCCUCGAGACGGAGGACACCGCGUUGAAGACGCCCGGCAGUGAGACCGAAGACACCGAGGACAACGGGGCGAACGCGGAGGACGCGCCGUCGUCGCCGGCGCGCCGUUUCACCUUCCUACGUCGCUUCCGUUCGCCACGCUUCGGCGAAGCUCACCACAAACGGGUGCCGACGCCCAUGAAGCGGAAGUAUCGGCGUAAAAAGAGCAAAGAGGACAUCAUCGAGAAUGACGUGGUUGGCGGCGAGGACGAGGGGGAACCGCCGAGUCCCAAUCAGACCGGCUUGCCCGAUCCGUACUAUCCGAUCUUCCUGCCAAUCGAUCAGGCCUUCAAGGCCAAGUACGUGUUUCAUCAUAAGAGGGGAAAGACCUUCCAGGAGCGGCUCUACGUGUUUCUCGAGCAUCCCGGCGGUUGGCUGUGUUUCGUCUACCAUUUCACUGUGUUCAUGGUGGUAUUGGUGUGCCUCAUAUUUAGCGUUUUGUCAACGAUAGACCAAUACAGUAAUUUCGCAAACGAAACUCUGUUUUGGAUGGAAAUAUGUCUCGUGGUAUUCUUCGGGGUCGAGUACAUGGUUCGAUUAUGGAGCGCAGGCUGCAGAUCGAAGUACAUGGGUUGCUGCGGACGGCUGCGAUUCAUACGGAAACCGAUUUGUAUCAUAGAUUUAAUCGUUGUGGUAGCGUCCAUGGUAGUUUUGUCGGUGGGAAGCAACGGUCAGGUAUUCGCCACUUCUGCUAUCAGGGGUAUUCGAUUUUUGCAAAUUCUUCGAAUGCUUCAUGUCGAUCGUCAGGGUGGCACGUGGCGGCUCUUGGGCUCCGUGGUUUUCAUACAUCGUCAGGAGCUGAUCACAACGCUGUACAUUGGAUUCUUGGGCCUCAUUUUCAGCAGUUACUUCGUGUACCUUGCCGAAAAAGAUGCAGUCGGACCCGACGGCAAAACAGACUUCUCCAGUUACGCCGAUGCGCUGUGGUGGGGAGUGAUCACAGUAACGACGAUAGGUUAUGGUGAUACGGUCCCGCAAACGUGGAUGGGAAAAAUUGUGGCUUCAUGUUUCAGCGUGUUUGCCAUAUCCUUUUUCGCACUUCCAGCUGGUAUCCUAGGUUCCGGCUUCGCGUUGAAAGUACAGCAGAAACAACGGCAGAAGCAUUUCAAUCGACAGAUACCGGCUGCCGCGAUGUUAAUACAAUGCCUGUGGAGGUGCUACGCCGCCGACAAGGCCAUCAACAGCGUCGCCACGUGGAAUAUCUACAUCAAGGACCCGGCACCGGCCGGCCAGCCCUCGACGCCCCUUGGCAAGUUGAUUUGUGUAAAGAAGAUGUCUCUGAUGAUCCAGGUGGCAAAGAAGGCGAGUGUGCUGAAGAGGCGGAAGUCGCGGAAUCGGAUGGAUGGCCAGCAACAGCAGCAACAGCAACAGCCGACCCUGCCGCCCGUCACGAUAUCCGGCGGCAUAUCAGCCGGCGCCGGAACCGGCCAGAACGACAAUCAACGCCUCGAGAACGAGGGGGACGUGGUGUUUUACAUGGAGGAACCUAAAGCGGGCACGCCGAAUCGCGCCAGACGCGACAAUCGCGUGUUUCCGAUUGGCAGGGGAAGCCUCUUCACUUCGCAGACGAGCUCGGUGACGGAGGCAACUAGCGAUGAAAUUGACAUCGACAUCGAGGAACCGCAAAGAGUCACCACGCUGACAGAAACACACCGAAAUGCUAUCCGGGCAAUCAGAAAGAUCAAAUACUUCGUGGCUCGCAGAAAGUUUCAACAGGCUCGGAAACCAUACGAUGUGCGUGACGUCAUUGAACAAUAUAGCCAAGGUCACUUAAACAUGAUGGUGCGGAUUAAGGAGUUGCAGAGGAGAUUGGAUCAGACCCUGGGUAAACCGGGGAGUUACCUGGCGGGAAUCGACCGGGCAGGCAAUGUGAAACCCAUGACGAUUGGUGCGCGUUUAUAUCGAGUGGAGCAGCAACUGUCGGUGAUGGACAAGAAGCUGGAGCAGUUGAUGUAUGUGCUAAACGCGUUAGCACAGAAACAACAGAUACCUCUGCGUAGUAUAGAAGAUGAUGUGUAACAGAGAGCCCCCGGCGAACUCGUGCAAUUUGUUUUGCCAUCAUCCGCAUUUCCACGGACCUUGCCACGCGUUACCAUAACUACAGUGACACCGAAUAUGCUCAGCGAGAGCUUUUAACGUGAAAGAUACAUAUGUAUGUAUUAUAUAUCACGCGCCCAAUAGUAUCACGAAAGUACAAACGUUGUUAAAGCUACUUGGUUCUAUUCGCCUGAAAAGACUCACGGAUGACGCUGAAGAGACCCCACGACGUGGUCGAAGAGAUUGCGGGAAUUAACGGUAAUCUCGACGAUUUUUGUAAAUUCCACUGGGACCACAGAAGUCCACGCUUGCAUAUCUUUGUAACAAUAAUUCGGUGGAACGACGUAUCGAUGAUAAAAUCGUCGUUAUAUAUCGCUACUUGUAUAUAUCUCGGCGGGAGAUAUAAUGAGAGGUGACAGAGACCAUGUUGCCGACUCGAGAGACUGCGAGAGGAGCCUUUGAGCGUAAACGUUUUGACAACAAAGUCAAACGUACAGGAUGAUGCAUAAGCAACGAGGCGCGGAAUCGAGAGAUAGAAGUUGCGGCGCAAUUCUCCCCGCAGUUGCGCUUUGUAGAAUCGAAGACGGAGGCACGCGAGAUACCGUACGUCGUAACUAAGGAAGGGCUGUGUAAGAAAUACAUUAUUCAUCGCGAGGAGUGAUCUCGCGGAGGGAGAUCGAUCUUAUCGUAGGGAAGAAAAAAAGGAUAUCUCUCUCUCUC